GCUGCAACUAAAAAGAAAAGAGGAAAAGAAAGAAAACGGCUCCGAAGAGUUCCAGUCCAUAAUCGUCACAAUGAAGGAUGAUAGUGACCACUCAACAAACUGGCUCCUGGACUGUAUUAACAAAGUCAUCACCAGUCAACCACCGUACGAAAUAGCAGUCUGGAAACACGACGUAGAAGAAGGACACAAGCUCUCGCGCCAAUACGACUGGGACGAGGUGCCGAGCGAGAACCCGAAUAUACACUAUCAUAUAAUCUUCGGAGGUAAACUAACCAGCCAGCUGAGAGACUGUAACAAGUGGAAGACACUCAGAACACAGCUCAAAAUGAUAACAACAUCGUUCAAGAGUAUGCUCCUAUAUCAACCCAGAGCGAUGGUCUGCUACUGUAAGCUACCCGGAAAAGAACUCAUCAUGCUAACACCGGUGAAAGGGAUACUCAGCGAAAUGAUAGAUAGCAUCAAGCAAGAGGAAGUCAAGGAAAUGAAUCAAAAGAAGUUCGUCGAACGGAAAAGCAAGGAGAUGAUCAGAGCACGAGGCGAAUCGACAGCGAACAUGUAUGUACAGGCGCUUAUAAAGAUUAUUAACAAAAACAACUACGGAACGAGCGAAGAAGUACUAGACUUCUUAGGAACUCACUACAAGGAGAAUAUCAACAAAGAACUAUUAUCACCUUACGAUAUCUCACUGAAGAAUCUCUACACCGAUACGAUGAGAAGAGAGAAGAUGAUCCAAAGCGCGAUAAACCUAACAAACGUCGGUAACAGGAACAAAUCGAUGUGGAAUCUAAUUUCAGAGUGGAAACCACUAACCACCUACUGGUCACCUUACUUCAGUCGUGGUUGGAAGAUCCGUACGAAGUCAAGAAAUUCUUAAUCGACCUGGAAUUAUGGUUCAACCGACAAAACGGAAAAGUAAACGGUAAGUUCUCAUCUAUGAUCGUAGAUAUCGCAAAGGACGUGGGGGUUCUCCAUUCUGGGACCAGUUCAUGAGUUGCAUCGGCAAACGCAUUCUAUACGGCAACGAGUUCAGCCUAAAUAUGGAAACGAAGGAAAUAUUCAAACUGAUACUAGAGGGACAACAAACCAAAAUAAAAGUAAAGAUGAUGGGUGAUCAAACCCUAGCAGGAACACCAGUGCUAUUGUGUUCGAAUAAUGAAAUCAUCAGGAACGAUAGCACCAUCUCACUCGACGACAAACUCGCAUUCGACGCAAGGAUGAUCAAACUGGAAUCCAAAAAGAUAGCAAAUCCGAAAUGGCUGAAAGAAUUCGGCAUCAACAAAAAGUUCGAUCCGAGAGCUAUCAGCGAGAGAUGAGA
Messenger RNA from Priapulus caudatus, 1315 nucleotides. RefSeq lists its product as uncharacterized. The record is from RefSeq and is a predicted model, not a curated record. The coding region runs from base 71 to 874 and encodes 267 amino acids. The transcript is spliced from 2 exons. Lineage: Eukaryota; Metazoa; Priapulida; Priapulimorpha; Priapulimorphida; Priapulidae.